UUCCCAGCAAUCAGCGGCAGUUGAUCUCGAACGCAACUAAAGUCGGACAGACUUGUUAACUGGCUUGCAUUGUUUUAAACCCCAGCAUGCAUCUAGUCAAGCUCCGCAGCACCACCACGUGAAAUCGAGCUUACAUAUUGGCUUUGUGGUGGAGCCUUUAUUGUGAUGGUCUCAAACCGGAAGUGUGGAUAUCGCGGCUGGCGAACAUAAAGCUGCAGAAGAGCAAAUAAAAGCUGUAGCAGUUGUAAAAAAAGUUUGAGUCCUAAGGUUAACAGUGAUCUUCAGACGGGUUGCGGGGCUGUUUUCACGGCUAGCUCCUCACAAGAUGGCUCCAACUAACGUCAUUCAUCGGUACUCUUCAGAAGCGGGGUACAAAUGUCCGUUAGAGUCCGAGCUACAAGCAGUGCUGCAGCAAAGGAUUAUGGUCCUGGAUGGUGGGAUGGGAACCAUGAUCCAGCAGCAUAAGCUUGAAGAAGAAGAUUUCCGAGGGGACGAGUUUAAAGAGCACCUGCUUCCAUUGAAGGGGAACAACGACCUUCUUAGUAUCACACAGCCUGAUAUAAUUUACAAAAUCCACAAGGAGUACCUGCAGGCCGGUGCUGAUAUCAUAGAGACCAACACAUUCAGCAGCACUUCCAUCGCUCAGGCAGACUAUGGACUGGAGCACAUGGCUUAUCGUCUUAACAGGGUGUCAGCAGAGUUGGCGAGGAGGGCAUGCAACGAUGUCACCAAAGAAACUGGUUGUAAACGCUAUGUGGCUGGUGCAGUGGGUCCUACCAAUAAAACCCUGUCUGUAUCACCUUCUGUGGAAAGACCGGACUUCAGGAACAUCACAUUUGAUGAGCUAGUAGAGGCCUACUCGGAGCAGGUCAGAGGUUUACUAGAUGGAGGAGCAGACAUCCUUCUGGUUGAAACCAUCUUUGACACUGCUAAUGCUAAGGCUGCCUUGUUCGCCAUUGACCUGCUGUUUGAAAAGAGUUAUGAAAGAAAACCUAUAUUUAUCUCAGGGACCAUCGUUGACCGGAGUGGACGAACUCUGUCUGGUCAGACAGGAGAGGCCUUUGUAGUGAGUGUAUCCCAUGCUAAACCACUGUGUAUUGGUCUAAACUGUGCCUUGGGGGCGACAGAGAUGAGACCAUUCAUUGAGGCCAUUGGAAAAAGCACCAUGGCUUUCAUCAUCUGUUAUCCAAAUGCUGGUCUUCCCAACACAUUUGGGGGAUAUGAUGAAACUCCAGAAAUAACAGCCUCCAAUUUAAAGGAGUUUGCUAAAGAUGGACUAGUGAAUAUUGUGGGAGGCUGUUGUGGGACCACUCCAGGACACAUCAGAGCCAUAUCUGAGGCAGUCAGAGACUGCCAGCCAAGAGCUCCUGCUGCUGAUAUUUAUCAAGACUACUUGCUGCUCUCAGGUUUAGAGCCAUUCAGGAUUGGCCCGUAUACUAACUUCGUAAACAUUGGCGAGCGAUGCAACGUGGCUGGGUCACGCAAGUUUGCCAAGUUGAUCAUGGCAGGAAACUAUGAGGAGGCACUAACUAUUGCUAAGGCCCAGGUGGAGAUGGGAGCCCAGGUGCUGGAUAUAAACAUGGAUGAGGGGAUGCUGGAGGGGCCGACAGCCAUGGCCCGGUUUUGUAACUUCAUUGCUUCUGAGCCAGACAUUGCACGGGUUCCUCUGUGUAUUGACUCCUCUAACUUCUCAGUGAUUGAGGCUGGGUUGAAAUGCUGUCAGGGGAAGUGUAUUGUCAACAGUAUCAGUCUGAAAGAAGGAGAAGAGGAGUUUCUGCUGAGAGCUGCCACUGUGAAGCGCUACGGAGCUGCUGUGGUGGUCAUGGCCUUUGAUGAGGAGGGACAGGCCACAGAUACAGACCGCAAAGUGGAGAUCUGCAGUCGAGCCUACAAGCUACUGGUCACCAAAGUGGGAUUUGACCCCAACGACAUCAUCUUUGACCCCAACAUCCUCACCAUAGGUACAGGCAUGGAGGAACACAACGACUAUGCUGUCAAUUUCAUCAGGGCUACCAAGCUUAUCAAGGAGACCUUACCAAGAGCCAGGGUCAGUGGAGGUCUGUCCAACCUGUCCUUCUCCUUCAGAGGAAUGGAGGUCAUCAGAGAAGCUAUGCAUGGAGCAUUUCUCUACCACGCUAUCAAGGACGGUAUGGAUAUGGGGAUAGUGAAUGCUGGAAACUUGCCGGUGUACGAUGACAUCGAUAAAGAGCUGCUGCUACUGUGUGAAAACCUUAUCUGGAACAGAGACGCUGACGCCACUGAGAAACUACUGGCCUAUGCACAGAACAAUGUGAAGGGAGGGAAGAAGAUAGUUCAGACAGAUGAGUGGAGAGCAGGAAGUGUGGAGGAGAGGUUAGAGUACGCUCUAAUCAAGGGAAUAGAGAAGUAUGUAGUGGAGGAUGUGGAGGAGUGUCGUGCUCAGGUUGACCGCUACACUCGACCCCUUCACAUUAUCGAGGGCCCCCUUAUGAAUGGCAUGAAGGUGGUUGGAGAUCUCUUUGGAGCUGGGAAGAUGUUCUUGCCACAGGUGAUCAAGUCAGCUCGUGUUAUGAAGAAGGCCGUGAGUCAUUUGAUUCCUUUCAUGGAGAAGGAGAGGGAGGAGAUGAUGGCAUCAUCAGGGUCAACUGAGGAUACGGAUCCCUAUCAGGGCACCAUAGUUCUGGCUACAGUGAAGGGAGACGUCCAUGAUAUUGGCAAGAACAUCGUAGGUGUGGUGCUGGGGUGUAACAACUUCAGAGUGAUUGACCUGGGUGUGAUGGUUCCCUGUGAUCAGAUCCUCAGACAGGCCAUCACAUACAAAGCAGAUAUCAUUGGCUUGUCUGGUCUCAUCACACCCUCUCUGGAUGAGAUGAUCUAUGUGGCCAAAGAGAUGGAGAGACUGGGAAUGACAACACCACUGCUGAUUGGAGGAGCCACCACAUCAAAGACACAUACAGCAGUGAAGAUCGCCCCUUGUUACAGUUGUCCUGUUGUACAUGUUCUGGACGCCUCCAGGAGUGUGGUGGUGUGUUCCCAGUUGCUGGAUGAGACAGUAAAGGAAGAGUACUUUGAUGACCUGAAAGAGGAAUAUGAGGAGAUCAGGCAGGAGCACUAUGACUCUCUGAAGGAUCGUCGAUAUCUGUCUCUUUCCCAGGCCAGAGAGAAGGCUUUACAUAUAGACUGGCUCUCUCUGCCCAGACCAGUGCAUCCUCAGUUUCUGGGCACCCGUGUGUUUCAGUGGUAUGAUCUGAACAGUUUGGUGGACUUCAUUGACUGGAAGCCUUUCUUUGACGUGUGGCAGCUGAGAGGAAAGUACCCCAACAGAGGUUACCCCAGGAUCUUCAAUGACAAGACUGUUGGUUUGGAGGCUCGUCGAGUCUUUGAUGAUGCCCAGCAGCUGCUCAGCCAGAUGAUUGACAGCAGCAGUCUCAAGGGGCAAGGCCUGGUGGGAUUCUGGCGUGCCCAGAGUGAUGGCGAUGACAUCAAUGUGUACAAAGAUGAUGGCACAGUGCGCAGAGACACCAAACCCAUUGCCAGAUUCCAUGGCUUACGGCAACAGGCGGAGAAAGACGGCUCCAGUUCAGAGCCCUGCCUAUGUGUAUCUGACUUUGUGGCCCCUGUGGACAGCGGUGUAGCCGACUACAUUGGUGUGUUUGCUGUGGGUGUGUUUGGAGCUGAGGAGCUGAGUCAGCAGUUCCAGGCUCAGGGCGACGACUACAGCAGCAUCAUGGUCAAAGCUCUGGCUGACCGCCUGGCUGAGGCAUUUGCUGAGGAGCUCCAUGCUCGUGUGCGUAAGGAGCUGUGGGGCUAUAAUGCUGAUGAAGCUCUGCAGGCCUCAGACCUCCACAGAGUUCGAUACCAGGGCAUCAGACCAGCAGCUGGCUAUCCCAGCCAGCCUGACCACACUGAGAAGACCACCAUGUGGAGACUGGCUGGUAUUCAGGACAAGACGGGUAUUGGUCUGACAGAGUCCCUGGCCAUGACGCCUGCUGCCUCAGUGUCUGGACUUUACUUCUCCAACCCUCAGGCCUCAUACUUCGCUGUGGGAAAGAUCACCAAGGAGCAGGUGGAGGACUAUGCCAGGAGGAAAGAGAUGAGUGUGGAGGAAGUGGAGAGAUGGCUGGCUCCUAUACUGGGUUAUGACAGUGAGGUGUAGAGUGUGACUGCUCCACAGAGGGAUCAGAGCAGGCUGACACUAACAGAGAAUCAGGUUUACAAUCCAGCCAUUCCACUGUGGGUCACACAGGUUCUCACUGUGGCUGCUUACACUGGGAUUCAUUGACAUGUUAUAUUCUUUACUUCUGUGCAAACACACUAGGCCUUAUCAUUUUACAUUUUUACUGUACAUUUCAGAAUGGGUUGCAAACUUUUUCUUCAGUCCUCUAUGCCAGCAGGUUAUGACUUACUUAUUAUAACUUCCUGUUGUUCAACACUACAAACAAUGAUUGAAUCCUCUCUAAAAUGAAUUUCCUGGUAAUUAAUGGAGGAGGGAGAUGGAGACAGCGACAGCAAUGUAACCUGGUUGCUACAGUUUUAUUAAAACUGUUACAACCUGUUAGUCACUAUAAAGACUGCAAGCAGGGGGAAAUGGCUAGAAUGGCUGUGUGUCCAAAGUUAAGAAGUAAACCUACCAACACCUCUGAAACUCACUGAGUAACAAGGUGGAUCUCAUCUGUUUAAUUUCUACAUAAAUGGCCAUCUGCCCAGUACCUCAGAAUCUCUGCCUAUAGCAGUCAGUGAACAUCUGUUCUGGUUUUGGUCUCUGUACAGACACAGUGGUACCAAACUUCACAACUUCACUGUGAUGAUAAGAGUCCAAAACAGCCACAGUACCUGGCUGUGGUGUUGUGUUAUCAGUGAGCUUUAGAAGUGUUGGUAGGUGUAUUUCUGUGGUCAGAGUCAGGCUCUUUGUCUGUAUGCUAAGCUAGGCUAACCAUGUCCUGACUCUAGCUUUGUAGCUAAUGCUCAUACUCUCACUCUUAGAAAGUGAAUAAGAAUAUUUCCUAAAAUGUUGAAUUCAAUUUCAUGAUAAUUUGUUUUACACAGCUUUUAAAGAAAUUUGCUUCUAAACAAGACAAAGAAAAAAUCACAGUACCAGCUUUAUACUUAUGUGGUACAGACAAAUUCACAUGCCAUUAUGUAAACAAAAUCCAGCAUGUACAAAUGAAAUCUAAUCACAGUACAACCAUACAGGAAACUAUGGACACAUGGUUUCUGAAUGUUACUAAUUUCAGUUUUAGAUUUGCAUUUUGAGGUGAGAGUUGAGCUCUUUGCUCACAAAUUGUUUUUUUUUCUUUUGUUAAUAGUUUUUUUUUUGGGGGUGGGAUGGGGGUUUAAUCUCUUCUUUUUAUCAUGUUAUUGUUCUUAUGUAUGCUUUAACGUCAUUAACAUUUGUAUGGAGGCUGUAGUGUAAUUGUAAUUACUACAUUUUCAGUGGCUGAUUACUUGAAUUUUUGAUUUUUGAUUAAAGGAUGCAGUUAAAAAAACUUGAGGUUAAAUAUUCCAUUGAGUGAAUGAUAAAGUUCUCAGUCAUAAUUGUAACAUGAAGGUAGGAGACAAAUACAGUUGUAGUGAUGUGGAGGUGUAGUGCAGUGUGUCAGUACACUGUGACAUCAUCACCGUGGGCUGUUGGUUACAGGCAGUGACUGGCUGUGGAUAGAGAGCAGUAAAAUCCUAUCUUCCAGCCUGUUGUUACAUCAUUUAUCAUUCAUUCAUUCAUCAUUCAGAUACUGAAUAUUAAAAACAUGAACUACUUAAAUGAGAUAAAUAUAUUUUUUAAAUGAAUUACGCCAGUUUAUUGAUAACUGUGUCAGUCCUAAGAGAAGCUGUUAUCAUUCACUUCAGACUUUCAGACAUGUGAAGCUACAACAAGAAAUUAAUUCAACCUCUUUCCAUAGAUACCAUGUGUCACAUUGAUACACUGUCAGUGUGAUUUCAAUAAGAGUUCAGUUUAUUAGCUGGAUCUGGUCUUUGAUUGGCUGGUUGGUCAAUAAUCACUGCCUGUCAGUCAUUUCUGAGGGGGUGUUCUAUGAACUAAAUGACAUAUGGUUCUAAAUGGUUUGUCCUCCAGACGUCACCUCAUAAUGAUCAGGAAUCAAUACAUUGGGACAAAAUUACAGAUGAAUGUGGGUAUUUUAAUUAUUGUUUACUUAAAAACUGUUAAUGUAAUUUCAAAGAUUCAGUAUUCUUACUGUACCAUCAUGUAACAUGGUUGGUAAAAUCAAACAAUUUUAUGCAAAAACAAACUGGUGGUUCACAAAACAAUGAUCAUGAAUCAUUCAUGUGUUUCAGGUAGAAUGUUCAGAGGUUUGAUGUAAACUGUGUCAACCCUUUGCAACAUCCCCGGUUAUUUCAGUUCCCUCAGUGUCUUGUUCCCCAGUUCAGCUGUUUACACUGAUGUACAACUAGUUGCUUAUUGAUGUACACAUAUUGUUUACCAUGUUUUGUCAACAUUUUAUCAUGUAUGGAAUAUACAACAUAUCUACUUGGUCCAGGAUCCAGAAACAAACAAUCCAGGUUUUUCUGUAAAAUUGGCUUACCUGUGUCUGAAAGCUCUGAUGUGCUGCUUUGUAUGAAACUUGAUCGUUUUCAAUCUGUUUUACUUUCUUACUUUUAAAAACAGACAAAUGAUGGUGGCAUUUCAAACACUGUAAAUCAGCACUGACAUGACAGUGUUCUUUUAUUAAAGAUACUUGUUUCAACAUAA
Molecule: messenger RNA, 6685 nt
Organism: Lates calcarifer (barramundi perch)
Lineage: Eukaryota; Metazoa; Chordata; Actinopteri; Centropomidae
Gene: mtr
Product: 5-methyltetrahydrofolate-homocysteine methyltransferase
Exons: 33
Coding region: 326-4135 (1269 amino acids)
Biological process (GO): pteridine-containing compound metabolic process
Molecular function (GO): cobalamin binding; methionine synthase activity; zinc ion binding
Source: RefSeq, a predicted model, not a curated record